Paramecium tetraurelia is the source of this 879-nucleotide messenger RNA. RefSeq lists its product as uncharacterized. The record is from RefSeq and is a predicted model, not a curated record. Lineage: Eukaryota; Ciliophora; Oligohymenophorea; Peniculida; Parameciidae. Gene Ontology annotation, biological process: post-chaperonin tubulin folding pathway; tubulin complex assembly. The transcript has 3 exons. Gene Ontology annotation, cellular component: cytoplasm.
AUGUAAACCUCUCAACUUAGUUCACAGCAACAGAUAAGAAAACAGCAAUUUGAAGAAUAUUUAAAUAAGCAGGCAGAUAAAUUAAAAACACUAAAGGAUAGAAGAUAAGAAAUUAAGCUUCAGACCAAAGAUCCUAAAGAAUUAUAAUUGCACGUUCAAAAAGAAUUUCGACUACUUUAUGACAAUAUUAUUCUUCCAAUAAAUUAGAAGGCGAUCAAAACAGAAGAGCAAAUUCAACAAUUAAUUGAUGAAUUUCAAGUGUUAUUUUAAUAUUAUGUGGACAUCAAUUAUGCCUUAAUUGCAUAUGAUAAAUAACAAUAUAAAGAAUAAUUAGACUAAUUAGAAUGUACAAUAUUCACUCUAAGGUCCUAAAUCAUUCCGAGAUAAAAAUUUAGGUUUUCGAAACCAUUUCCAAAAGGGAUUCCACAAUAGAGUAAAAUUUUAGAAGAAAAGCAAAAUGUGUUGGACAAUGAUUCUAUUGUCAUAACUAAAGAGAAUUAUUAGGAAUCAAUAACAUUAGAAAAUGGGUCACUUUUGUUGAAAAACUUAGAAAACACUACCUUUAAAGUUGAAGGAUCGUUAGAUACAUUUUAUUUGCAUAGUCUUAAGAAUCUUAAAGUAUAAUUUGGAGAUGUGAAGGGAAGUGUAUGGGUUGAUAAAUGCUAAAAUUGUGAAUUUUAAGGAAGUAUGCAUUAAUUAAGAAUUCAUGACACUGUAGAUUGUGCAUUUAUCAUUUAUGUCACAUCUAAUCCUAUCAUAGAGAGAUGCUCCAAAUUAUCCUUUUCUAAAUUGGGAAAUAAGGAUGGCAAUUUGUUUGACUAGGUUCAAGAUUUCAAUUGGUUAAAAUAAGAGAAAUCACCAAACUUUAGUGUUAUUUGA